AUGAUCACAAUGUUGGUAAAAAUCAUUCUACCAUGGUUUUUCAUGACCAUCUCCUUGAUCUACCUAUGGCUCACCAUCUUCAAACUCGUCAUCGUCGGUGACGUCAAGACCCUAUCGUCUUGGUCUGCAUUCAAAGAGGCCUGGUUCGGCGAGUUCUGGAAGUUCAUGGGCCCCAAAGCCAAAGCUAGCGCAGAGGAUAAAGUCUUACCGCUCCUUGAGGGUCGAAUUCGGAACGGCCGGGUAUCCGAAAGAGGCGUCAGCAAGCCUAUCGAAGGUGUUGUCCUCGAAAUCGGAGCCGGCAGUGGGAUGUGGACCGAGUCGCUCGCUACCAUUGUCCGGUCCGCCAAGGCCGAGUCCCGUGCAGCUCCGACCAAGAUCUACGGCGUCGAGCCGAACCCGGUGUCCGCUGCAUCACUGAAGCGACGUGUCGAAGAGGUCGGCUUGAAAGGGACCUACCAGGUUGUGCCGGUGGGCAUUGAGGAUCUGCAGAAUGAGUCGGCUUGGGGCGGACGGAUCGGACCAGGUAGCGUCGACUGCAUCAUGACUGUCCAGUGCCUCUGCAGCAUUCCGGAGCCGGAGAAGAACAUACGGCUGCUUUACAACUACUUGAAGAAGGGCGGCCGGUGGUACGUCUUUGAGCAUGUCAAGGCGGAGCAAGGGCUACUCAUCCCACUUUUUCAACGUGAGAAACCCUCUCUCUAUACCUUCGGGUAUGCAUCAAACUGA
This is a messenger RNA of Colletotrichum fioriniae, 726 nucleotides long. RefSeq lists its product as uncharacterized. NCBI's taxonomy places the organism in Eukaryota, Fungi, Ascomycota, Sordariomycetes, Glomerellales, Glomerellaceae. The record is from RefSeq and is a predicted model, not a curated record.